Procambarus clarkii (red swamp crayfish) is the source of this 840-nucleotide messenger RNA. NCBI's taxonomy places the organism in Eukaryota, Metazoa, Arthropoda, Malacostraca, Decapoda, Cambaridae. The record is from RefSeq and is a predicted model, not a curated record.
AUGAGGAGAGAUGCCAUUAGUCAUCUUGGUGGUGCUCUGGAGACGGUGAAGAAGCCAGUUGGGCAACAUCUGGUCGUCUCCCAAUCUCCUAUCUUUUACUUUGUUACACCCAAUGUCAAGCUUCCCUACACUGGUACACCCAGUGUCAAGCUUCCCUACACCGGUACACCCAAUGUCAAGCUUCCCUACACCGGUACACCCAAUGUCAAGUUUCCCUACACCGGUACACCCAAUGUCAAGCUUCCCUACACCGGUACACCCAAUGUCAAGCUUCCCUACACCGGUACACCCAAUGUCAAGCUUCCCUACACCGGUACACCCAAUGUCAAGCUUCCCUACACCAGUAUACCCAAUGUCAAGCUUCCCUACACCAGUAUACCCAAUGUCAAGCUUCCCUACACCGGUACACCCAAUGUCAAACUUCCCUACACCAGUAUACCCAAUGUCAAGCUUCCCUACACCGGUACACCCAAUGUCAAGCUUCCCUACACCGGUACACCCAAUGUCAAGCUUCCCUACACCGGUACACCCAAUGUCAAGCUUCCCUACACCGGUACACCCAAUGUCAAGCUUCCCUACACCUGUACACCCAAUGUCAAGCUUCCCUACACCGGUACACCCAAUGUCAAGCUUCCCUACACCAGUAUACCCAAUGUCAAGCUUCCCUACACCAGUAUACCCAAUGUCAAGCUUCCCUACACCGGUACACCCAAUGUCAAACUUCCCUACACCAGUAUACCCAAUGUCAAGCUUCCCUACACCGGUACACCCAAUGUCAAGCUUCCCUACACCGGUACACCCAAUGUCAAGCUUCCCUACACCAGUACACCCAACAACUAG